Messenger RNA from Rodentolepis nana, 417 nucleotides. Lineage: Eukaryota; Metazoa; Platyhelminthes; Cestoda; Cyclophyllidea; Hymenolepididae. The record is from the annotation of a GenBank genome assembly.
AUGCACAAACACAGAAGUCGGUCAACUGGUCAUCCAGAGCCACCAGGAAGUCCUGUAGAUGGAACACACAAAGUUUUCCCUCUGCUAGGCCCGGAAAACAAGGAAAUACAGGUGACUGUCAAAUGCGUCCGUAUGUCGGAGGAAAUGAUUAAUUCUGCGGCCAAGAUGGCCGAAGAAGCGUUGAGACAGAACACGACUAGGAAGGAUGUUGCAGCUUAUGUGAAGAAAGGGUUCGACGAUAAGUAUGGACCAUUGUGGCAUUGUAUUGUUGGGAAAGAUUUUGGCAGAAUGACUAUGAAGCAAGGUUAUGAUCAUCUUGCUGCUCAUUUUUUUAGCUACGUUACACACCAAGAGCAGGGCUUUAUUGUAUUUCGCGUGGACGACUGGGCUUUUCUCCUCUUCUCCACUCGACAAUAA